Molecule: messenger RNA, 855 nt
Organism: Hyaloperonospora brassicae
Lineage: Eukaryota; Oomycota; Peronosporomycetes; Peronosporales; Peronosporaceae
Source: the annotation of a GenBank genome assembly
AUGGCUUUUGACAGCAACAGCAACAGCAACUGCAACAGCAACAGCAACAGCAACAGCAACUGCAGCAGCAAUCGCUACACCACUACCAACAACAAGAAGAAGAGGACCAGCAGCAAUACACACCGAACUACAACUCCUGCGACUCCACACAGCAGGAGCCGCCGCACGGACCCGCCCAUCACGUCGACGAUUCGCCGCCACGCGAGUCUCACGCCCGCAACGUCUGCCACCGCCGCCGCCGCGUCCAACGCCGCGAACCGGCGCUACAGUCUCGACCAGACGCCCGCGUCGUCGAUCAUCUACUGCGACGGCUACGCCCGCGUCAAGCGGCGGAAUGCGCUGACGUGGACCACGCGCUUCCUCGUCCUCACGCACACGGACCUCUUGGUGUUCCACAACAAACAGGACGCCAGUCACCGGCGCAACGUGAUCGAGUCGCUGGUGCUCGCGAGCGGCCGCAUGGCGCCCAAACACGACCUCACGCUCGAGUUUACACUGGCGGACGGGCGCCAAGUGCUCGGCCGCGUGUUUAGCCGCGCCGACCAAUUGCAGUGGGUCACGGCGUGUUACCAGGUGGCCAUGCGGAGCGACGUCGUGCGGCGCCCCACGAGCGCGUCGAUGGACGCAGCAGACCCCAAGAAGGCCGUCGAGCAGCGCCGCGUGUCGUUCUUUGGCAGCGUCAAAGUGCGCACGAUCCCGACGGUCCCAGACGAGCAGGUGCUCGAGCUCUUUUACAGUAAACAGGACGUGGAGAAGUUUUCGGCCCAGGCCGCGAGUCUGCGCCUGCGCACGGAAGACGCCGUGUCGCUCGUGUUCCACAAACCGCUGCUGGCCUGGCGGCGACAGCUGGUCUAA